AUUUACAGUGUGUGCUGAGGUUGAACGGUAUUCUGCUGUAGGGCUGCAACAACUGACAAUUGAGCACUUUACCCUCAUGAUACAAAGCGAGAACGGAAACCUCAAUUUAAAUAUACCUGAAACACAGGAUCGCAGGAAGACACAUUAUGAGGAACGCAACUGCAGCAACAGAAACCAUGGAAAAUAAUUCAUUUACAGUAACAGACUUAUAUAAAAUAUGCGCUCAUUGUGAACGGCUAAGCAAAAAGGACUUAGGAGUUCGGAUCCCAAGACCACUGGGAAAUGGACCAAGUAGAUUUAUCCCUGAAAAAGAGAUACUUCAAGUCAGUAAAGUAGAUCCGAGGGCGCAAUCGAUAUUUGAGGACUCAUUUGCUGCACUGGGUCGUCUUGACAACAUCUCCUUGGUGAUGGGCUUCCACCCACAGUACCUGGAGAGUUUCCUGAGAACACAGCACUACCUGCUGCAGAUGGAUGGGCCCUUAUCCCUGCACUACCGCCACUACAUAGGCAUCAUGGCUGCGGCCAGACACCAGUGCUCCUACCUGGUCAACCUCCACGUCAACGACUUCCUCCAGGUGGGAGGGGACCCCAAGUGGCUGAAUGGCCUGGACGGAGCCCCACAGAAGCUGCAGGCUCUUGGGGAGCUCAACAAGAUCCUGGCCCACCGGCCCUGGCUUCUUACCAAGGCACACAUUGAGCACCUGCUGAAGGCUGAAGAACACAGCUGGUCCCUGGCUGAGCUGAUCCAUGCUGUGGUGCUCCUCACACACUACCACUCCCUGGCAUCCUUUACCUUUGGCUGUGGCAUCACCCCUGAGAUCCACAGUGAUGGUGGGCACACCUUCAGACCUCUCUCCCUCAGCCAGUACUGUGUCUGUGACAUUGCCAACGGCAAUGGGCACGGCAACGACCUGGAGGAAAGGAGAAGCAGCCAUCAGGUGUCUGGUGAGGUGGAGGUGCUGAUGGAGAGAAUGAAGCAGCUGCAGGAGUGUCGUGAUGAAGAGGAAGCCAGUCAGGAGGAGAUGGCCACACGCUUCGAGAGGGAGAAGACUGAGAGCAUGCUGGUGGCCACGGCAGAGGACGAGGAGUGUGUGCAGUCAAGAGACGUGUCCAGGCACUUUGAAGACCCCAGCUACGGCUACAAGGACUUUUCCAGGAGAGGAGAACAUGUACCCACCUUCAGAGUGCAGGACUACAGUUGGGAGGACCACGGCUACUCCCUGGUGAACCGUCUGUACCCUGAUGUUGGUCAGCUGCUGGAUGAGAAGUUCCAGAUGGCCUACAACCUGACCUACAACACCAUGGCCAUGCACAAAGACGUGGACACCACCAUGUUGCGCAGGGCUAUCUGGAACUACAUCCACUGCAUGUUCGGCAUCAGGUAUGAUGACUAUGACUACGGGGAGAUUAACCAGCUGUUGGACCGCAGCUUUAAGGUCUACAUUAAGACCAUGGUGUGCAGCCCGGAGAAAACCACCAAACGAAUGUAUGAGAGCUUCUGGAGGCAGUUCCAGCACUCUGAGAAGGUCCACGUAAAUCUGCUUCUUAUGGAAGCGCGCAUGCAGGCAGAACUGCUCUACGCUCUGAGAGCGAUCACUUGCUACAUGACUUGAAGUGCUUUUGGCGUUUAUCGUUGUAUUUUACUGUCGUGGUUGCUCUCGUUGGACACCUUUUAAAAUACAUUAAAAAACCAAUGGGGGGGGGGGGGACAGAAAGGAGCUCCGCUCAUCCUUGUGAUGGGAUGGAACAAAAUAGAGAAUGGUGGGGGAGAGCAAAAGAAAUAACUGCAAAAAAUAAUAAUCUGAACCCAUUUGUGGAAAGAUGAGCUUUGUUGGUCCUCUUUGCCUGCAUUGCCAACUCACCAUGAGGGGGCAGCCUAGAGCAGACUCCCUCUGGCAGGAGUGUGUGGCCAACCUUCCAGUAUUCCAAUACAUAUCAGUGGAGGAUGUCACUGAAAUCUCCUUAGUGUGAAAAACUACAGCAAUUCUCCAGAAAGAAGAGCAGUGCACCAGUCUACACUCAAUGUAAUCAUAGUUCUUUUUUUGUGGGAGGUUGUAGUAAGAGAAGUUAUCAUGGUGGUUGAUGUUAUUGCUGUAACUGGAGGUUAUGAAAUCAUAAUUUGGGCUGGGUGGUAGUGUGCCUGAUUUGUAAUAUCAGUGUUCAGAGGUGCUGCCUGAUACUGCUACUCAUGUAAGCAAGGGGUCAUAUUGACCCCCACACCCUAACCAUCCUAAACUGUUUGUGUAAGCUAACCCAAGGAGUGUGUGUGUGAGAACAGAAAGGUGUUGGAAAAGCAAAAAAAAAAAAAACACUGAGCCCUAUUCAGUUUGACUGCAAGUAUGAGAGGCUCUCUGUGACAAGUAUUGUGUGUGUUUUAUAAAAAAAUGUUGGGAUUUCAAGCGUAAAAAAUAAAAAAAAGGGCAAGGCACUCUUUGUGUGGUGACUGUUAAAUCGAUCUGUUUUGUUUCAGGUAGAAGCUUUGUCCUGUAAGAAAAAAAGACAAGCUAAAAAUAAUAUUCUUUAAAAACCAGGUCUUCUAGGGGAUUGACUUCCGGUUGUAUUAAACAUUACGUCACCUGUCUGUCUUCCACAUUCACCCUUUGACCCUGGCCUGGUCAUCCUAUCACCUUCAAAGCUUUGGAUUGUUUUACCAGUACAUACCUUUUCUGUUUUCUCUAUCACAUUAAGAAGUGCUCUUUGGCAAGCAGAAUGACUCUUUAUUUCUCUGGGUCGCUUGGCUUCCAUUUGUAGGGAGCCCGGUUGGUCCUAACUGGACCGACUGGUCGACGCAGUCGGUCAUAGCUGAGCUUGUUUCCUCUGUGGAAGCCUAACCAGUGCAAAAGCAGCUCUUUUUUUUAAAGACGAUGGCAGACCCAUCCACUGUUUUUAUUUCUGUUGACUGAAAACAAGUAAAGUACUGCAUUCUUCUGAGGGUUGGUUGAGACAGUUGAUUGUUUGAUAAGAUGAUUAUGGAAUGGUACAUUAUUUGGAGGUUGUGGUAGGAAGUCGAGGUUUCAUACUUGACUGUCAGACACUUUUUAUUAAAGAAAUUAAAUAUAAACUUAUUUUCUAGUUUUCUCCCUAAAACUGUUUUUGCUGCAUCAAAAUGUUCACUCACAGGUACAUUUGGACUCAUUCAUGCAACAAACCCACCAAAUUGUAGUCACAGCAAAUUGCACAUCUUCUCCCCCUUUCUCUUUUGUUUCUGCCUUUAUGAGUUUGCCAAAUGGGAUGUUUGUUAUAAGCUGUUGCACACUGUUACGAAAGAUCUGAAAGCCUUUUUUUCCUUCAGCUUGCAGAUAAUGCAUCUGCUCUCCCAUCAAUUAGUUUCCAAUGAUAUAGGAAAACAUUUGGCUAUUAGAUACAUUUUGCACACUUUAAUGCAAUAGUGGCUCCCACACAAUAGCGUAAGACUUAGGUGUAUAUGAGUCCAAAUCCUAGCAGUGUUUCAGUUUCCUGUGUUGUGUCGGUCCUCCCAUUCACACUACACUGAACUGUGGUUUGCUUGUGUUAAUGUUACGACCCAAACAGAACCACAAAUGGUCCUUCCUUGUCCAUGUGUGGUCGAGACAGAGUUUGACGUUACUCCCACAACUGCUGUGCUAAAACAUUUUAACUUGUCUGUAAUAUGCAAUGAGAUGAGGGGACAUUCUUUGUUCUGCUCAUUUCUGUCCUCACUGGAAAAACUCCCUGGCAUGACUGGCUAUAGACUGAAAUCUUUGGGAUUUUUUUCCAUUAAGGACAGAGGGUGUAUAGUAGGACAAGGAAGUGGGGAACUGAGGUUUGUUUUUACAGAAGUGCCUUUUUUUUUUAUUAUUUUUUUUUUUUUCCUUAAUGUGAUUUGAAAACGCUGUCACUUUGCAGCAGCACUGCCUGGUCCAUAUUUGUGUAACAAUAAAAGCUUUGAGCAUGUUUACAAUA
This is a messenger RNA of Oncorhynchus kisutch (coho salmon), 3921 nucleotides long. Its product is annotated as sestrin-1-like. NCBI's taxonomy places the organism in Eukaryota, Metazoa, Chordata, Actinopteri, Salmoniformes, Salmonidae. The transcript is spliced from 9 exons. Gene Ontology annotation, biological process: regulation of response to reactive oxygen species; positive regulation of macroautophagy; cellular response to L-leucine. Gene Ontology annotation, molecular function: oxidoreductase activity, acting on peroxide as acceptor; L-leucine binding. Bases 147 to 1613 code for a protein of 488 amino acids. The record is from RefSeq and is a predicted model, not a curated record. Gene Ontology annotation, cellular component: nucleus.